UGCAUCGGAACAGGAAGCCUCGUUUCGUUUAUCGUUUUACAAUGUGGUUAUUUUGUGAUAGUGUUAUAUAAGAUUAUAAUAAGUUUAAAAUUUCAUCCUCGAUCAGCCCGAGCACGGACUCCUAACGGGACGACAUCCAGUACCAGUCCAACCCUGAUCGAGAGCGAAGCGACACUACGAGCAUCAGUGCCCCGGAAGUUGCUGGAACUACUCCGUCGAAAGCUCGCUGAUCUACAAGGAUACGCACCGGCCAUACGCAUCAGCACAGAAUACGGUGACAACAUGCUCAGUGGUGCGAAAAUACUGUCCGGCACGGAUGUAGCCAAAGAAAUCCGUGAGAAGCUCAAAAAGGAUGUGGCCGAUAUCCGGCGCCAGGUGCCAACGCUCGUGCCCGGACUGGCGAUCGUGCAGGUUGGUGGGCGCGAGGACUCGAACGUGUACAUCCGAAUGAAGAUCAAGGCGGCCGAAGAGAUCGGCAUCUACGCCGAGCACGUCCAGCUACCGCGCACGACCACGCAGGACGAGCUGUUGGCAACGGUCAAACGACUUAACGAGGAUCCCUGCUUCCACGGCAUCAUCGUGCAGAUGCCGCUGGAUUCGGACACACCGAUUGAUGCGCAUCUCAUCACGGACGCCGUUUCGCCCGAAAAGGACGUCGAUGGCCUCAACACGAUCAACGAAGGACGUGUCGCAACGGGGGACAUGUCCGGAUUUCUACCCUGCACACCGAACGGAUGCAUGGAGCUGAUCAAGCGGACGGGGACACCGAUCGCCGGCUCGUACGCAGUCGUCAUCGGCCGUAGCAAGAUCGUCGGUACGCCCAUGUCGGAGUUGCUCAAGUGGCACGACGCCACCGUCACCGUGUGCCACUCGAAGACGAAGAAUCUUAACCUGCUGAUCAAGAAGGCGGACAUUCUGGUGGUCGCAGUCGGCCGGCCCGAGAUGGUCCGGGGUGCCUGGAUCAAGCCCGGUGCCGUCGUGAUCGAUUGUGGCAUCAACUCCAUCCCGGAUCCAACGAAGAAGAGCGGCCAGCGGCUGGUCGGGGACGUGAAGUACGAGGAGGCGCUGCCCGUCGCCGCACACGUCACACCGGUCCCGGGCGGUGUCGGGCCGAUGACGGUCGCGAUGCUGAUGCAAAACACCGUUCAGUCUGCCCAGAGAGUCGCUCGGAGAUUGAUCGAAAUGGAGUUCCGCUGGUGUCUGAAGCCGCUGCCCCUGAAGCUCACCGAACCGGUUCCGAGUGAUAUUGACAUUGCGCGCGCCCAAGAGCCGAAAGAUGUGACCGUGCUGGCGCAGGAGAUCGGACUCAUACCGUCCGAGGUUUCGCUGUACGGCACGAAGAAGGCAAAGGUGUCCUUGAAGGUGCUCGAGCGGCUGCAGUACGAGGACAAUGGCAAAUACAUCGUCGUCGCCGGAAUCACGCCGACACCGCUCGGGGAGGGUAAGAGUACCACGUUGGUCGGUUUGGUGCAGGCGCUGACGGCGCACAAGCGCUGCAACUCGAUCGCCUGCCUGCGCCAGCCCUCGCAAGGGCCGACGUUCGGCAUCAAGGGUGGAGCGGCCGGCGGUGGCUACUCGCAGGUGAUCCCGAUGGAGGACUUCAACCUGCAUCUGACCGGCGACAUUCACGCGGUGACGGCCGCGAACAAUCUGCUGGCGGCCCAGCUGGACGCACGCAUCUUCCACGAGGCCACGCAGACCGAUCAAGCCCUGUACGAGCGGCUCGUGCCGGCCAUCAAGGGGUCGCGCAAGUUCGCCCCGAUUCAGCUGCGCCGCCUGAAGCGGCUCGGCAUCGAGAAGACGGACCCGUACACGCUGACGGUGGAUGAGAUCCGGCGCUUCGCCCGGCUCAACAUCGAUCCGCACAACGUCGUGUGGACGCGCGUGCUGGACGUGAACGAUCGGUAUCUGCGCAAGAUCACGAUCGGCCUGUCGCCGACGGAGAAGAAUCUGACGCGCGACACCAGCUUCGCGAUUUCGGUGUCGAGCGAGAUCAUGGCCAUCCUGGCGCUGGCGACCAGCCUCGAGGACAUGAAGCAGCGGCUGGCGAAGAUGGUGGUGGCGUUCGAUAAGACGGGCAAUCCGGUUACGGCCGACGAUCUCGGUGUGACCGGGUCGAUGAUGGUGCUGCUGAAGGACGCGAUCGAGCCGACGCUGAUGCAGACGCUCGAGGGCACCCCGGUGCUGGUGCAUGCCGGUCCGUUCGCCAACAUCGCCCACGGUUGUUCGUCGAUCGUGGCGGACGAUAUCGGGAUGAAGCUGGUCGGAAAGCGGGGCUACGUGGUGACGGAGGCUGGCUUCGGGUCCGACAUCGGCAUGGAGAAGUUCUUCAACAUCAAGUGCCGCGCGUCCGGCAAGGUACCGAACGCGGUUGUCCUCGUGACGACGGUGCGCGCCUUGAAGAUGCACGGCGGUGGUCCGAUCGUAACCGCCGGUGCACCGCUGCGUCGUGAGUACGUUACCGAGAACCUGGAGCUGCUCGAGCGGGGCCUGCCGAACCUGCUGAAGCACAUCGAGAACGGGUUGAAGUAUGGUGUCCCGGUUGUGGUUGCGAUCAACGCGCACAGUAGCGAUACGCCGGCCGAACAUGAGCUGGUCCGCAUGGCCGCCAAGGGUGUCGGGGCGUUCGACGCAAUCGUGUCGAACCACUGGGCAAAGGGCGGCGAAGGGGCUGCUGAGCUGGCGCAGGCCGUCAUCGAUGCUUGCAACCGGCCAGCCGAGUUCAAGCUGCUCUACGAGCUGGACCUUUCGAUCGAGGAUAAGAUCACGAAGAUCGCCAAGGAGAUGUAUGGCGCCGGUACGAUCGAGCUGAACAGCAAGGUCCGCGAUGCCAUUCGACUCUACACCGAGAAGGGCUUCGGUAAGCUGCCGAUCUGCAUGGCGAAAACGUCGAUGUCGCUGACGGGUGAUGCCAGCGUCAAGGGGGCCCCGAAGGAUUUCAAGCUGGUCAUCAACGAUAUCUGCCUGUCGGCCGGUGCUGGUUUCAUCGUACCGAUGUGUGGCGAAAUCUCCAAGAUGCCCGGCCUUCCGACCCGCCCGUCUAUCUUCGACAUUGACCUCAACACCGAAACGGGCGAGAUCGAGGGCUUAUUUUAGUGCCUGUUCCGCCUCCGUGCCCAGCUCAUCCUGACAAAAAGAUUAGAGAAGCGCCAUGUCGUAGCACCAUACGUGACCAUCCCCUUCUAUCCCUAUUGCCCCUACGGGUCAGAAAGCAAAUCUUUCAAUGGUUUAUUUUAUCUACAAGUGCUUUUAUACGUUAGUGCUCUGCCUGUUUCAUAACUACGGCAUGCUUAAUAAACAGUUUUUGUGUUAAUCGGA
Molecule: messenger RNA, 3318 nt
Organism: Anopheles coustani
Lineage: Eukaryota; Metazoa; Arthropoda; Insecta; Diptera; Culicidae
Gene: pug
Product: C-1-tetrahydrofolate synthase, cytoplasmic
Exons: 9
Coding region: 283-3096 (937 amino acids)
Biological process (GO): tetrahydrofolate interconversion
Cellular component (GO): cytosol
Molecular function (GO): methylenetetrahydrofolate dehydrogenase (NADP+) activity; formate-tetrahydrofolate ligase activity; ATP binding
Source: RefSeq, a predicted model, not a curated record